Prorocentrum cordatum is the source of this 817-nucleotide messenger RNA. The record is from the annotation of a GenBank genome assembly. NCBI's taxonomy places the organism in Eukaryota, Dinophyceae, Prorocentrales, Prorocentraceae.
AUGACGCCUACGCAGAGCAGCGUGCAAGUGCUGCUUGACAUGAGGGCCGGGGCGCACCUGGAGACCACUCGCGUGCAGUUCUCGCGUGCACGCCCCGCGGUGCCGGCCAGAGUUCGGCAGAGGGGCAGGAUCUCGGAGAUCCCCGAGCUGCUCCUGCAAUUCGCAGCAUUGUCCUCGCCCCUCGCGCUCCCGGUGGCCUGGGCGCCCUCGCUGGCCGCCCCCUGCGCGGAAGAGGAGCGCGCGGAGAGCUGGGUGAACUCUGGGCUCGCGACCGCACGGGCCCAGCGCCUCGCACUGCCCCGACCAUGCAGUGAGCAGCAGGUCGGCGUGGCCGGCAGCGUCGACGGCGGCGGCGGCCGCGGCGACGGCGGCGCUGGCGGCCUCGGCGGCGGCGGCGUCGGCGGCGGCGGCGAGGGUGGAGCUCGCCUCCACUCCGCCGCUCCGACCUCGCGGCCGGGGCCGAGGGCGCUGGCGCGCGAGCUGGCCGGCGGCUUGGCCCGCCAGCUGGGCUACAGCACCUGCGAGGCGAUCCGGUUCCUCCUGCUCGGGGCCUUGCUGGUGCAGUACCGCGGGGCCGCCGCCGCUGGGCGGGCGGCUCCCCAGGGCAGCGAGGAGGACGGCAAUGACGCGUCCACAGUCUUGCUCGAGAGGAACACAUCGGCCGGCAUUGGCGCCUACGCCAAGGGGAUGAUGCUUCGCACGAACUCCAUGGCUCCUUUCUUCGCGUCGGUGAUGCUGUGCGCGUUUCUGAUCCACAAGGUGGCGGUGCUGAUCAGCUCCCUGCCUCUCCAGCGUGCACCACCGCUCGGGCGGCUCG